UUCCGGCAGGAGAGCGCUGCGCGGUGUCCCUGGCGUCCUCAGUCUUGCCCCGCGAAGUGGAGAUGCGCGACAGGCAGGCGAGCGCGCGCAGCUCGUGAGACGCCGCGCCAGCCGGCACCAUGCGCCUGCGGCCGCUGCCCCUCGUCGUGGUCCCCGGCUUGCUGCAGCUGCUGUUUUGUGACAAUAAUAAAGUGGUGCAGGCCACAGAGGGGCUGGAUUGGGAAGACAAAGAUGCUCCCGGGACCUUGGUUGGAAAUAUGGUGCACUCCAGGGUCAUCAAUCCUCUGCGCCUGUUUGUUAAACAGUCUCCGGUCCCCAAACCUGGACACUUGGCAUAUGCAGACAGCAUGGAAAACUUUUGGGACUGGCUGGCCAACAUCACGGAUGUCCAGGAGCCACAGGCAAGAACUAAGCGGAGGCCAAUAGUAAAAACGGGAAAAUUUAAGAAAAUGUUUGGAUGGGGUGACUUCCAUUCCAACAUUAAAACUGUUAAACUCAACCUCCUCAUCACGGGGAAAAUUGUUGACCACGGAAAUGGAACCUUCAGUGUUUAUUUCAGACAUAAUUCCACAGGCCUGGGCAAUGUUUCAGUGAGUUUGGUCCCCCCUUCCAAAGUGGUGGAAUUUGAAGUUUCCCCUCAGUCUACCUUGGAGACCAAGGAAUCCAAAUCUUUCAAUUGUCGCAUUGAAUAUGAGAAAACAGAUCGGGCAAAGAAGACUGCCCUGUGCAACUUUGACCCAUCGAAGAUCUGCUACCAGGAGCAGACUCAGAGCCAUGUGUCAUGGCUGUGCUCCAAGCCCUUCAAGGUCAUUUGCAUUUACAUUGCCUUUUAUAGCGUUGAUUAUAAACUUGUGCAAAAAGUCUGUCCUGACUACAAUUACCAUAGCGAGACCCCCUACUUAUCUUCUGGCUGAAUCUUUCCGCAGUGAUAAUAAUGAGGAACGAAUAUAAUUAUAUAAUUAUAAUUUAAUUAGAAUGACGGAGAACCAGGCCCAGCUCUUCAUGAUAAAGGAUCCCUUUUGUUUCUGGCAGUGAACCUUAGCUCCCUAUUAGGUUUUCAAAUUUAAGGGAAAAAAAUAAUGUGUAUGUUUUGAUCGUAAAUACCUUAAUCUAAAGAGCCGAACUGUUUAUGAGGCCAUUGCUUUCAUAAAGGAUGGCUAAAUCCUAGAAAUAUUGUUGUUUCUCUAAAAGAAGCGUCAGUGGCAGCCACAUGUAACAAGAAAGAACUGAAUUAUGCAUGUGAUAAACAUUGCUCUUGAAAUGAGCCUGCCUUUGAAAUAUGUUUUGGAAGGUUACCUUAAAAAUAGCAGAUUCAGUGAAGUAACUGAAAAGAUUGCAUUUGAUAGAUGAAUCACAUUUCUGGCAUCCAAUUCUUUUUUUAUUGCUGUCUUUUUUCCCACAUCUGUGCUGUUGCUGAUACGCGAGAUGAAGGGGUACAAUUUGUUUCAAAACUCAUGUGUGAAGUUAGAGUGCCACAGUGGAACUAAGUGCAUUAUUAUCUGAGCUAGAGGUGAGUGGAAUGUGAUUUAAACACUUAGACCUGUGUUAGUCACCAUCCUUAAAAUUCCCAUUUGAGUAGUAAUAUUUUUGUAUUGGGAAAACAAAUCUGGAUAUAUUAUAAGUCAGCUCCACAGUAAUGAAGAUCAUGACGUUUUUAGAUCCUUUUGCCAAAUUCAAUGUCAUGACUUUGUCAGAAGUACCGUAAAAUCUGUAUUCACUCUAUAGCCCAAUAACCCUUUGAUAGUGUGAUUUUAUAUACAUGUAUAUAACUCUCAAACUGAGAAAAAGUGAUUGUUUCCUAGGCUACAAUGGGAAAAAAGUUGGAGGUGGAGGGCGGACAUUCCAGGAUUUUUUAUGAAUUCAUUAUUUCUGGCCUCCUAGAUUAAAUUCUCAGUACACUUAGUUAAUUAUUUGAAUGAAGGAUCAAAUCCUACAUGGAAAUAAGGAUUAUAUUUAAACAUUAGCAAUUAUUGCUAAGUCCUAACAACCAAGGUAGCCUGACUCACGAGGAUUUGAAACUGCGUCCAAGUUAAAGUUGCUUCACAGACUGUGUCCACCCCCACUUUCUCUGAAGGAUCAUUCCGGAAGGUAGAAUUGGCUGAUCUUUGCAUUAGCACAGACGGAGAAUUUGGCUGACCAGUAAAAAAGGUUUCUAGGACUUGUAACACUCAUGGAAUGGUGACUGUUUUACAGCACAUGUUACCUUUUUAACCCCUUCCUGUCUGUAAAUUAUCAGUUAAAGUAAGACAUAAAAUUGAGGACUGAAGGAAAGCCAGUCGUAACCAACACAAAUGCUCUGACCACAUCAUUUAAAAUGCCACAACUCUGUUCCCAGUUUGGCUCUCCAUUCCUUUCCUUUUACUGGUGAUAUCUACAGUGUUGAUUUUGUCUUUUGUAAAAAUUGUACUAGGCUUAGUGUGUGGUAGCUACAGGCCUGAAAUGUUUGCUCUGAGUUUAUCAAGUGCUUUUGUAAUUUUGUGGUUGGUGUGAAAUAUUUCGAAGCCUCUUUUUAUUUUCAACUAGAAACAAAAUUAAAAAACUAUUUAUUGUAAAAUAUGUGAGAACCAUAUAUGUAUAUAUACUUAGAAUUUCCGUAUACAGAGAAAGUAUGUGUACACAUUUCUAUGUAAAUAAAAAGAAUUUGCUA
Messenger RNA from Manis pentadactyla (Chinese pangolin), 2647 nucleotides. It is a transcript of the gene NXPH2, whose product is annotated as neurexophilin 2. Gene Ontology annotation, molecular function: signaling receptor binding. The record is from RefSeq and is a predicted model, not a curated record. The transcript is spliced from 2 exons. The coding region runs from base 120 to 914 and encodes 264 amino acids. Lineage: Eukaryota; Metazoa; Chordata; Mammalia; Pholidota; Manidae.